This is a messenger RNA of Stylonychia lemnae, 549 nucleotides long. The record is from the annotation of a GenBank genome assembly. NCBI's taxonomy places the organism in Eukaryota, Ciliophora, Spirotrichea, Sporadotrichida, Oxytrichidae.
AUGAAAUCUAACAUAGUGCUCAUUCUCAUAUUAGCCUUGCUAGUAACUUAUUCGAAGCAAGAUACUUACGAAUGCAAUGUAUGCACUAACAAAGAAAAUCAAUCUGACUGCGAUAGUGAUCCUACUAAAGGAUGUGUGGCUUGCUAUAAAUUCUUCGGCUCAGCAGGAAUUGACUAAGUAGAUGAAAAGCAAGCAGAUCCUAAAUUAUAAUAAUCUUUGAAUGAGACAGAAAUUAUUUAAGAAACUCCUUCUCAAUCAUAAUCUACUGAAGUAAGAUUCUUAGCUGAGGUCGGAGUCGAUAAGAGUUAGAAAAAACUGAAGGCCGUGAAAAAGACUCAGGUUUAUGUAUAAAAGACAUGCUUGUAUUCUGAGAGUAAUUUCAGAAGUGGUCUGCCAAAGUACGGAUGUUUCAAGGACAAUAAUAAUGGGAAUCUUGGUAUUAGUUGUGUCUGCACUGGAAACUUGUGCAAUCAAUCAAAACUAUAAAAUUCAUUCAGUUAUUCUAUCAUAUUUGCAACUGGAUUUAUAAUUUCAUUCCUUAGCUAUUGA